Molecule: messenger RNA, 2076 nt
Organism: Xenia sp. Carnegie-2017
Lineage: Eukaryota; Metazoa; Cnidaria; Anthozoa; Malacalcyonacea; Xeniidae
Product: transmembrane protein 180-like
Exons: 18
Coding region: 122-1510 (462 amino acids)
Source: RefSeq, a predicted model, not a curated record
UGGAUGUACAAUGCCACGUGUCCACAACAUGUCUUUAUUUUGUAAAUAAAUGAAUUAAAAAGUUGUUUCAAAGAUUUGCCUUGAAAAUUACCAAUAUUUUAUUUUUUCAUUGUACUAAAACAUGCAAUAUAGAAAUAUUUUAGCUUACUCCUCAAUUACCUUUGGAUCUAGUUUGAUCAAUUCCAUUUUCGACUUUUACUACGUCAGGACGUUUUUGCAUAUCUACAAGAUAAAUAAUUCAUGGUUUAAUGUUGCUCAGUUUGUUUACAUGGUGUGGAAUGCUGUCAAUGAUCCUCUGUUUGGUUAUUUACAGGAUAGCUCUAACAUCAAAAUAUUUCGAGUGAGGUCCCUUGCAGUCUUGGUUGGUGCUCCAAUAUAUUCUUUAAGUUUUCUGACACCAUGGUUUCCAUUGUUUUCAAAUCGCCCAGAUUGGCUUGUUGGUCUUCAUCUCAUCAUCUCUCUUUGUUUUUUUGAUUCACUGUUGACUUUUGUUCUUCUUGCACAAUGUGCUUUGUUUGCUGAAAUAUCUCCAUCAGCCAGUGAUCGAGCACAGCUUCUGAAAUACAGUCAGGUUGCUUCAAUCUUAGGAUCAUCUUCUGUCUUUGUAGUUGACUACAUAUCAGAAAGUCAAAAAAAUUUCGUCACAUUCCAGUUUCUGUGUGUAAUCGUUGCAGCCUUGAGUUGCUGUGUAAUGUGUUAUUCUGGUCAGAAUGUCAGAGUUGCCAAGAAAUAUGAGCCACUCUUGGAUCAAAACACAGAAAACGUCCAAACGAAUUCAACACAACCAUCUUGGCUCAAACUCACCUUUCAAAUUUGUCGACAGAGGAACUUUGUUUGUUUUGUGAUCAUGAACUUUCUUCAGAUUUUUCAUAUAACUUACAGCAGUAAUUUCUUUUUGAUUUUUGCUGAAGUUUUGAUGGGCUCGCAGCUUCCUGCGUUUGUGCGCAGUGUCUUAGCAGGAUCAACAUACUUGAUUCCCCAGAUCCUUGGUAUUUUAGCCAAUCCUUUUAUUGUACGUUAUGGCUCCUACCAUAUUAUUCUUUUUUCAUUUUACGUAAAGCUAGCUCUUGCUGUCUUUCUGUUUAUCAGUGGACCUAAAUUCGUAUACUUCCUUGCUUUGUUUUUUGUUCUUGACAAAAGUAUUCCCAGUGCGACAUUUUCACAGUUCAACAUGCCGCUGGCCGAUAUUAUCGACGACGACAUGGUCAUCAAUCAAAGAAGUUCACCAAUUUCUUCACUUGUCUUUGGUACGAAUGCCUUAUUUACAAAACCGGCCCAGUCCUUCGCUCCAAUGUUGAUUGUUCACAUCCUAAAUAGUUAUGGCUACCAGGAACGUCAAAAUGUCACCAUUACCGCUAAAGCUAACGAAGAACUAAGAACGAUGAUGUUUAACAUCAUGUGUUAUCUCCCCGCUAUUAUUGCUCUUCUUCAAAUAAUUGUUUGGAAUUUUUACACUCUGCGAGGAAAGAGGGCAAAAACAAGCGAGGAGCCUGGGAAUAGUUUGCUAUAAAAGUACAGAUUAUCUUUGACGAAGCUGGUAACGUCGUCGAUGUUUGCCGAAAUAAACUGCCUGCAUCCAAACCUACUGCGUAACUUGUGAAUAUCGAGUUGUCGACGUUGUUAAGAUUCAUCACUGCUCCUCCAUCACCAGAAUACAGAAUAAAGAAUGAAAUUCAGCUAUAUAAAAGUUGCCGUAAAUGAGACUAGAACCAGGAAAUAGAAAAUCGUGGCUGUCGAGCAGAUAAAUAAUAUUUUAAAACUUGAAGUAUUCGGUAUUUACUCGAGUGAUAUGACAUGACAUGUACUUUCAGUAACUCUUAUAACAUUUAAUAAGCAGUACUUGGCUGCAACUGAGCCUUUCUUUUUUUGUAUAAGCCAAUAUUAUUCAUUUUUAGCUCUAUCGUUUUAAAUUGUUAACACCACUAAUUGUCCUUUCCUACUUUUGCUAUCGACUUCAUUGUUUACAAUAUUUAUCGUCUAUAUGCGAUGUAUCUGUGACAUAGUUGAGCACGAGAUGAAAAUACGUGUUGUAAAAUAUCAAACUGAAAAAUUAAUUUAACUGGAACAGUCAACGUA